Molecule: messenger RNA, 336 nt
Organism: Suillus clintonianus
Lineage: Eukaryota; Fungi; Basidiomycota; Agaricomycetes; Boletales; Suillaceae
Exons: 1
Coding region: 1-336 (111 amino acids)
Source: RefSeq, a predicted model, not a curated record
AUGCUUUCAUCCCUCGUCUCCGGUAAUCUCCGCCUUGGCCUCUCCUUGUUUACAAGCCUCUUCAACAGCCCAUCCUCAAGUCUUUUUGAUUAUCAGGAAGCCAACAAUUAUGGCGCCGUGAAAGACUUUGAUGCAGAGGGCAAGUGUGAAGCGCGCGUCUUUUCACUAUGGCUCAACUCGAUUGGUGUCAAGCCAGCAAUAUUCAACUUAUUUGAAAACUUACGUGGUGGCUCGACUCACUAUUUCCAAGCACUUGAUAAGAUAUUACCUGGUUUUGCAGUAUGGCGCUGUGUUUCGCAAAAGCGGUCCACAAACCACGCGCCCGACGAUGUUUGA